AUUCUAUUCUAUUCAUACAACUGUUCUUCUUGUCUGAACCGUUUUAUCCUGUCUUCGAAGAAAACGAUGUAUGACAAUGAUUUCCUUGGAAGGCUCUCCUCGUACACAUUGUUUCCUUUGUGUAGUAGUGGAGGUGUAACCAGCAGUUAUGUUAGAAAAGUGGAGAAGACUCUGGAUAUGCCACUAGAUAGUGAUGUCUUUGCUAUACCUCCUGGUUAUAAUGCUCCACAGCAAGUUCAUAUAACACAAGGUGACCUUAAUGGGAAAGCAACAUUAGUGUCAUGGGUGACAAUGGAUGAACCAGGGUCCAAUGAAGUGCGUUACUGGAGUGAAAACAGCAAGCAAAAGAAGCUUGCUAAAGGAAAAUAUGUUACGUACACAUUCUUCAAUUACACUUCUGGUUUUAUUCAUCAAUGCACCAUCACCAAUUUGGAGUAUAACACCAAAUAUUACUAUGAAGUUGGACUUUUGAACACAACAAGGCAGUUUUGGUUUGUGACUCCUCCUCAAGUUGGUCCUGAUGUGCCAUAUACAUUUGGUCUCAUAGGUGAUCUUGGUCAAACAUAUGAUUCAAAUAAAACUCUUACUCACUAUGAAAUGAACCCAAGAAAAGGACAAGCUUUGAUGUUUGUUGGAGACCUUUCUUAUGCAGAUCAUUACCCUUAUCAUGAUAAUGUUAGGUGGGAUACUUGGGGAAGAUUUAUAGAAAGGAGUGUUGCUUAUCAACCAUGGAUUUGGGUUGCAGGCAACCAUGAACUUGAUUUUGCUCCAGAACUUGGUGAAAGUGUACCUUUCAAGCCAUAUACACAUAGGUAUCAUGUUCCUUAUAGAGCGUCACAGAGUACAGCACCCUUUUGGUAUUCUAUCAAGAGAGCAUCAGCACAUAUUAUUGUAUUGGCCUCAUAUUCAGCUUAUGGGAAAUAUACACCACAAUACACAUGGCUAGAACAAGAGCUAUCAAAAGUUAAUAGAACAGAGACUCCAUGGUUGAUUGUUCUCUUGCAUUCACCUUGGUAUAACAGCUACAACUACCACUACAUGGAAGGUGAAUCAAUGAGAGUAAUGUUUGAGCCCUGGUUUGUGCAGCACAAGGUUGAUGUCGUGUUCGCUGGCCACGUUCAUGCCUAUGAACGAUCUGAACGUGUGUCCAAUAUUGCAUACAACAUUACGAACCGUCGAUGCAUUCCUGUGAAAGAUAACUCAGCUCCAGUAUAUAUAACCAUUGGUGAUGGAGGAAACAUUGAAGGCUUGGCAAACAACAUGACAAAACCACAACCAGAUUACUCAGCAUACAGAGAAGCAAGCUUUGGACACGCCAUUUUUGACAUAAAAAACAGAACUCAUGCUUACUAUAGUUGGCAUAGGAAUCAAGAUGGAUAUGCUGUGGAAGCUGAUUCCAUGUGGUUUUUUAAUAGAUAUUGGUAUCCUGUUGAUGAUUCCACAACUCAUGUAUCAUAUUAA
Molecule: messenger RNA, 1461 nt
Organism: Arachis duranensis
Lineage: Eukaryota; Viridiplantae; Streptophyta; Magnoliopsida; Fabales; Fabaceae
Product: purple acid phosphatase
Exons: 9
Coding region: 67-1461 (464 amino acids)
Molecular function (GO): acid phosphatase activity; metal ion binding
Source: RefSeq, a predicted model, not a curated record